Messenger RNA from Phymastichus coffea, 7077 nucleotides. RefSeq names its product macoilin-1. The transcript is spliced from 13 exons. Gene Ontology annotation, biological process: neuronal signal transduction. The record is from RefSeq and is a predicted model, not a curated record. Bases 1005 to 3029 code for a protein of 674 amino acids. Lineage: Eukaryota; Metazoa; Arthropoda; Insecta; Hymenoptera; Eulophidae. Gene Ontology annotation, cellular component: rough endoplasmic reticulum membrane.
AGUGAAUAGAGGUUUGCUAAUUCUUUUAUGUACUUAUCAAUUACUCAUCUUUUUGUAUUUCGCUAGUUGCUAUUUUAACAAGUGUUUAUCUUUUUUGGAUUUUUUAUUAUUAAAUUGCCUUAUUUUAAUAUAGCCUCAAUGUUACCAAUUGCCCUCCUAAAUAUAUGAGAAUUAGCAUGCGCAGAUUUACAAAUGCCUCUCAAACAAAUCCGCACGUAUAGAAAACAAAAAGCGAGGAAGAUAAAUAGAAUGAAAUAUAGACAGUGAAUAACCUGCCGAUAGAAGGAUCACAUUGAGAGAAGUAAAUACUGUAUUGUUGAUGAUCUGCUGGCAAUAUAAAUAUUGUCAGCAGAAAAUUCGGUUACAGUAUACGUAUGGAAGUAGUCGUGUGUCUAUAUUUUAGUCGAACAUAAAGGUGCGCGCAGCCAUAAGAGGUGGAAAUUGCAACGUGUGUGCGUCUGUCCGUGAAUGCGUGCGUACGUCUCGUGCAAUCUUUUGCAGUCUCGUGCCUCUCUCUUUCUCCUCUCGUUCUCUCGCUUUCUCGGCGCUUCCUCGGGGAAGAUGAUGGCGGCGCGCGAGUAGUUUUCGCUCCUCUACUGUCUCACUGGCUCUGAUGGCCUGCUAUAUACAGGCGCGUGGCCAAAUUCGCUAACAGCAACACACAUUCGUGUGUAACAGAAAGAGAGAGAGAGAGAGAGAGAGCGGCUGCGGCUGGCGUUUGUGUGUGUGUGUGCAUGUGUGUGUAUGUGUGUGCGGGUGACUGCAAGUGCACGAUAUAGACAUAGACAAGAAGCUUGAGGUGCAAGUCGAGCUGCGCGACUCCGGUCCGGUGUGAUCAGCCUCGUCGUCGUGGCUAUCCUCGCGAGCGUCGCGCUCGCGCGCGUCAACUUCUUCGUUCGUACCUUUGCCCUGGAGUCUUCACCACCGUCAUCGUUAGCACUGCUGUUCUUCAUUGAUAGUAAAGACCAUUGCAUCCUGGCCUCACUGGAAACUGGCCAAGGAAUAUGAAGAGAAGAAAUGCCGAGUGCGGCAAGCUCCGGAGGCCCUUAAAGCGUAAUAAGAUCACUGAUGGAAUCUACGGAAGCACAUUGUUAUAUUUGAAAUUUUUUCUGCUAUGGGCCAUGGUGAUAUUAGCAGACUUUAUUUUAGAAUUCCGCUUUGAAUUCUUAUGGCCGUUCUGGCUACUACUUCGAAGUGUUUAUGAUUCAUUUAAAUACCAAGGCUUGGCCUUUUCUGUGUUCUUUAUUUGUAUUGCACUAACAUCGGAUACAAUAUGUUUCUUAUUUAUUCCUAUACAUUGGCUAUUCUUUGCAGCCAGUACAUAUGUUUGGGUGCAGUAUGUUUGGUACACAGAUAAAGGUGUCUGCUUACCAACUGUGAUGUUGUGGUUACUGUUUCUGUACAUAGAAGCAGCUGUACGAUUAAAAGAUCUACGUCACAUGCCAUUUCAUUUAGACCUCUGUAGGCCAUUUGCAGCUCAUUGCAUUGGCUAUCCAGUAGUAACGUUAGGCUUUAAUUUUAAAACUUAUGUUGGAUAUAGAAUAAGACAGAGAAAACAAAAAGAUGUGGCAAAAGAGAAUGAAUUUUAUGUACAACUUCUACAGCAAGCGCUGCCUCCAGAACAGCAAACAGUUAACUUGCAACAGCAAACACAACUACAUAUGCAAUUGCAAGCACAAAUAUCUACUUUAAUGGUAGAACAAAGUUCGAAAUUACAGUCACAUAGGUCAAAUCAUCAAUAUAAUCCAAGUCCUGAAAAAAGCAGAGAUACAAGUUUGCAAAAUGGAGGGAUUCAGAGUAAUACACAAAUGUCACCACAAGCACAAAAUGCAAGUAAAAAUAAUCAGAAAAAAUCUCUUGAAAGGGGGGAAAAACAGGAGGACCAACACAAUAAACAUAUUGUUGAAAAAUCGUUACAAUCAGAAAAGAAUGAUAAAAAGUAUUCACACACAAACGGCACUGCUGUACAUUCUCAUGAAUUACAAUUUAUAGAGAGAAUUAGUUCUGUAAAUGAUUUUAAUAUAAAUGAAAUCGAAAAAGAUAAGUCUGUCAAAAAUUCAAGUCAUAAUACUGUUAAAUCACAAUCCAACGGCUCAACAACUGGCAAAUGGAGUAAUGCGAAAGAAAAUAAAGAUACGACAAAUGCGACGAAUAAUCAACGAGAAAGAAAAGAUAGACGACAAGCUAAAGUAAUGGCUGAAAAUGUAAACGAACAACAAAAGCAAGAUGAAUAUUGUCAAAGGCUACUUUUGUGUCGUAAACUUGAGUCCGAUAUCAAACGUUUGAAGUCAGAUCUGCAGUCAAGUAGACAAACUGAACAAGAAUUGCGAUCGCAGAUCAACACUUUAUUAAAUGGCGAACGACAAGCUAAAGAUGAUAUUCAACAAUUACAACAUGACAAUGAUCAGUUACAGAGCAAGUUGCAAGGACUUGUAUCAGCUCGUCAACUGGACAAACAGACUAUGUCGUCAUUGGAGCGACGAAUAGCUGAUGAAAGAAGGCAGCGCACAGCCUGCGAAGCAUCUUUAGCUUCUGAACGAAGAGCGCGGAGGGCCGCCGAAGAAGCACGUAUAGUUCCACCUCCGCCGCCACUUAUUCGGCACGAAUGUACUGAUAUGUGUAAAAAUCGUAGAGCUCAAAUAGAACAGGAUCUCAAAAGCUUACGCCGAGAAUUAAAAGUUAAAGAAGAGAGGUGCAUAGCUUACGAAAAAGAAACGGUUCGCUGUAAAGAAAAUCAUGGUGAAUCGGAAAUCAUACUCGGAGCUCUCAAUGCAUUGCAAGAUAAAAAUACUCAUUUGGAGAAUAGUUUAAGUGCAGAGACGCGUAUUAAACUGGAUCUCUUUUCAGCACUUGGCGAAGCCAAGCGUCAACUAGAAAUUAAGGAUAGCCUAAUACGAUCACACGAAAAGGAGAUCGACGUUUUAAAGGCAAAAAUAGCACAAGACUUAGCUGUUAUGCCACAGGAUUCGUUUGGUUCAACCCCAACAUGUACUACAUCAAAGCUUCGACUUGGCAACGAUGUUCGUUGACACUCUUCCAUGACUUGGAACGAUCGACAUCAACAAUUCUUCGAAUCUUACGCAUCGUUUCAAAAUUUGAACCGUAGUCUACUAAGUGUAAUCUGCAAAUAAUUUGACUUUAAUUUUAGAUUCUGCAGUGAACAAAGUGAUUUUGUGAUCGUUAAAUAAAAAUGUUUGGGCUGCGCUUAUGAUAUUUGGCGUAAUAAGCAAAACAAUUAAUCAUAGUUUUAUUGUUAAAAACCUGGUAAAAUUUAUAAGUUGUUAUAAGGUGAUCACGGCCAACGUGAAAAUUUUGUAUGUGAUAUAUUUACUAGCUUCUCCCAGGUUUUUAUUUGAUUAGGUUGUUAAUUUAAUAAUCGUUUAGAAAAACUCAUGUUACUGCAUUUGUCCAUCUAUAGCAUUUUCACAUGACAAUUAACAUGCAACACGAUGUUAUGACAUCGAAACUACAACUAGUCAAAUCUAACAAAGUUUUGCAAGCACAAAUAUUAUUAGGAUACGUCAAAUGAAAAACUUCCCAUUUUUACUGGCAAGAUAACUGUUGACAUGUUAUCCAUUUAGAAUUAUAAUUCAUCAAAAUAUUUGUUUGUAUAAUUUAUUAUAACACUUAUUUUUUUAUCGAUAGUCAAAAGCGCUUAUAAUAUAUUUUAAGGAAAAUUUCUCUUUUUAGCAUUUGUAAAUCAAAAUCAGCAAAGUAUCAUGCGCAACAUUGCCAUAUCUCGAGUCAAAAAUAUAAGUUCAAAACUCGUUAUUCAUUCUCAGGUCAACAAUGCCAUAAAUUAUCUGAUUUUUCUCCUUACUAAGCACACGUACCGUCAGACUGAAGACUUGCAUAUUACGACUCGUAAAUAAUUAUACGUUCAGUACAACAAAUUGAAAAGCGAGGUUUGCGAAUUCAUGAAAAACUUAUACGUCUGUGAGCGUGCACCUUUUUUGAUAAAAAACAGUGGAAAUAAUAGGCAGAUGCAGACUUAUUUUUCUAUUUUCUAAAUAAUAAUGAUACCCGGCGAUACGAUAAGAUGUUAAAAGUUAUAAAAACCAAGAAUAAGUAAAAGCAAAAAAGAAAAUGUAAUUUGAUUUAUAAUGAAUCACGAAAGUUUAUAACAUCAUUCAUUCAUUUUUUUAUAAAAAAGCUGUAGAAUUCAAUGAAGAGAUUUACGUAAAGGUAUUUGCGAGGCGCAAUCACGCAAAAGUACAAGGUUGUUAUUGUAAAAUAAGAAUUUGUUUCCUAUUAGUUUGUUGUAAGUUCAAGGAAUGUACGUAUAGCGUUUAUUAUAUCAAAAGAACUGUUAAGAAUGUAUGAUGGCACAAAUUCGUUAAACAAAAUAAUACAGUACGUAAUGUAAUUGUACUUGCAGUCACUUUUAUUUAAAAACAGAAUAUUCAAAAUAAUUUAAAUUUCCAAUUUUACUGACAUCACUAAGUUUUAUGUAAUUUAUAUACAAUUUUUGAACUCUCUUGGUUUUUAUUUUGUAUUGAAAUUUUGUGAUAUAGUUGUUACAUAUCGCCUUGUAAAUACUAUUUUUUUUUCGAAAUCUAUUUUGGUUUGUUUAACUUGACUGCAAUUACAGAUACUACGUAUUAAUUUUUUAAUAACAAUUUUUAUUAGUAUUUAUAAAAAUCAUUAUCAGUACUUAAUUCUUAUUAUUUUUUCGAAUUAUUUAAUUUAGGCUGGGUCCGUUUCGUACGAAUUCUAUACAAUUUUAUUCGCCACGAAUUUUUUAAUUUUGUUUAUGUAAUAUAAUGGUUUUUUUAAUCGAACAGAAAACAUAUAAUAGUAAGAAAAAAUAAGAUACUCAUAAAUAAAUAUUUCAAAGAAUUGUCCGUUUAAAAUCUUCCCAUUAUUAAAAAGGAUCAAAUAAACAAUUAUAUCGCGUACAAUAUUUGGCGGUAAUUAACCAUUAAUUAAUUUUUCCUAAAAAAAAUAUGAUUUCAAAUAAGAUUUCAUUUUUUAAGAAAAUAGUCUUAUCUUUCGUGUUCAAUAGAAAAGUAUCAAGUUAAAUAAACAAAAUAAAAAAAUUCGUGUUUAAUAAAAUCAAUAUCUUUAUGAAAAGAACCUAGCUUUUAAAUAUUUGACACUUAUUUAUCAUUGUUUUUAUAUACAUACGUAUUUAUUACUUUUUAAUCUUUUUUACCUUCAAUACAGCGAUCGUACAUACAGAUUUGGAAUCUCAGUAAUUAUUUUCUUCCUUCGAAAAAUUGAAAAGACUAAAAUAAUUAUUAGAAUUAGUAAUUUAUUUUUUAAUCAUAAUCAUUUAUAUAAUUUAUUAUGUUUAUUUAUUAUAUUCGAAUAAAUUUUAUGUAAAAAUCCUUGAAGAUAUUGAGUAAUGCGUCAAAUUUCUUCUAAUUGUUUAAUUUGACCAAGAUAUUUCUAAAAGUAACGUAAAAUUUUUUGUAUCAAUUAACUAAUAUACUAUUUUAUUAAUAAUAAAAUAAAAUGAAAAAAUGAACGAGGAAGAAAAACGUGAAUACAAGUUAUUUUAUUGCAACAAUUCUCUAUCAAAUUGAAAACUGCAUUAUAUUCUUUCUACAAAGAAUGACAUAUCGAACAUGAAAACUAUUAUAAUUUAUUUAUAUACAUUAAGCUGUAAGACAUAUUUAAAAUUUCUACUAAAUAAAGAUUGCUAAAUAUAUAAACAUUAGUGCAAAUAUCAAAUUGGCACUUAAACAUAGAAAAUUGAGCACUUGAUCUAUUGUUUUAAUUACUGGAAAAAAUUUGAUUUUCAAUGCUACCAAUAAUUUUCAUUGAAUUGAAUCGAUCGAUGAACGCUUUUAAUUAUAUUGUACUUAUGUGAUUAUUCUUAAUUAGAUGUAAGUUUAUAGCAAUACAAAUUGCUCAAGUUGAUCUCAGAUUGCGCAGAUUGCCCUCGCAAAUUUAUUUGCAAGUACCUACAUUGAAUUAGAAAAAUGCAAUCCAAUGUGAAAUUAAAUAAAUACAUAUGAUAACACACGAUCGCCUCUUUUGAUUUUUAGCGACACUUGGAAAAUAGGCUUUACAAAAAUGGGUCAACUUGAAUACAUAUUUUUUUGAUAUAUAAUUUAAAUAUUCAGUCGUGAUGACAAUGUUUUCAUAUUUAAUUGCGACUUAAUUAUUACUUUCGUCAAUCGUAUGUACAUACAAAUAAAAACUUUCAUUAUUAAAGUUACAUUGUUGUUUAAAAUAAAUGCUUUAAAUUUGAAACAACUCUUAGGCUGAGUAAAAAAAACUGUUAUUUUUUUUUCUAUUAAAUUACAAUUUUCAAUCUAUUUACUUUAUUUAAUUAUACAAAUACUUAUUAACGCGAUAUGCAACUAAAGUAUUCUUAUUAUUUAUAAUAGAAAAUUCUUGUAGAUUAAUUUCAGACUUUAGUUAAUAAAUAUUUCAAUCAAUUUAUAAUAAUCUUUUUCAUAAUAGAAGAUACGUAAAAAAUAUUGUAUACAAGGAAACUAUUAUUUAACUUUUCAAUUAAUUUUACCUUUUUGUAUCAUGAGAGCUAUUUUAUUAAUAUAGUUCACAUUUUAAUUUUAAUUCACCGCUUUACUAUUUUUAAGAUCGUUUAAAUGAACAUUAAUAACAUGUAUGUACAUACUUAUGUUUAUAAUUGGAUAUUUUUCUGGCAUAAUGUAAAUUUAUUUAGUUUCGGAGUGCUAUUCGUAAACAUCAAUAAUAUCACAAAAUUUUUUUCAAAAUAUAUGACUGAUAUAUUAUAAAAUGUGAUAUCGAUGAGAUAUGUAUGUAAGUACGUGAGGUAUAGGGAAGACAUAAAUUUAUUUAUAAAUGAACAUACUUAAUACCAAGUGAAUCUUUUCGAAUUGAUUGUGUGAUUAUCUAAAGCGAUAUAACAUCGUUCAACUACACUAGGCUACUAUUCGUCCUCCGUAUUGUUUUUUUGCCAAACGCUAUGUUUAGUUUUGACACUUUUCUCUAUCCAAUGGUCAUUUUGAUGAAAUCUCAUCAAUAUUCAAUAUAAUGAGUUAUUUUUAUAACAUGUCUCUUUUUAUAUCAAACAAAACUUUGUCAUCAAAAAUUUAUCUGAAAAACUUUUGUUUAAAAAAUUUAAUGUUAAAUAAAACUAUU